Bemisia tabaci is the source of this 3310-nucleotide messenger RNA. RefSeq names its product ATP-binding cassette sub-family G member 5. Gene Ontology annotation, cellular component: plasma membrane; ATP-binding cassette (ABC) transporter complex. Lineage: Eukaryota; Metazoa; Arthropoda; Insecta; Hemiptera; Aleyrodidae. The record is from RefSeq and is a predicted model, not a curated record. Gene Ontology annotation, molecular function: ATP hydrolysis activity; ATPase-coupled transmembrane transporter activity; ATP binding. Gene Ontology annotation, biological process: transmembrane transport.
CGUAAACUCGGCGUCGGCAGUUGGCCCUGAGAUGGCUCGAGGACCCGUGCGGGAUGGAGUGCUUCGGACCGCGUUAUCGUCGCCGAAUUUCGAAACGGUUUCCGCUGUGAGUUCCUGAAAUGCGUAAUCUGAAGAACUCGCGUGAUACGGGCCGGAGAUAGUGAUUCCUCGUGAAAAUGGUGGCGCCGGACUACUGCUUGGAGCUGUGCAACAUUUUCCACACGGGCCAGGUAGAGUCGGCAUCAUGUUUGCAGCGGUUGUUUGGCAAUGUCCAAACAGGCCUCAUCCUCAAAGAUGUCUCUCUCGAAGUCCGUGCAGGGGAAGUGCUGGCAAUUUUAGGUUCUAAAGGAAGUGGAAAGCGAGCACUGCUGGAAGUGAUAUCCCGGCGAAGCAGCGGUCCUACGCGUGGCCAAAUCCUCCUCGACGGUGCGCCCCUCACCCUUAGUCUAUUCCAGAGGAGCUGUAGCUAUGUCAGUCCUAGAAAUGAUCUCAUACCUUCGCUAACGGUCGAACAAACGCUUUACUAUGCCUCUCACCUUACGCUCGGCUCUCAGGCUUCACAGUACAUUCGCACCUCACGAAUACGGCAAGUUAUGGCCGAUUUGGCGUUAAGCCAAGUGGCCAAGAGGACGGUUGCUCAGCUCACUCCGAGCGAACAUCGGAGACUGAUCAUCGGGAUUCAGAUGAUUAAAGACCCACUGGUGAUGCUGCUGGACGAGCCGACGGUGGGCUUGGACCCUCUGUCGACGUACCUGAUCGUUUCGAUGCUUUCGAGUCACGCUCGGCGGCGCGGGCGGGCCGUGAUCCUGACGAUGGAGAAGCCCAGGUCGGACGUGUUCCCGUUCCUCGACCGGGCCGCCUACCUCUGUCUCGGGGACCUCGUCUACGCUGGACCCACCCGACUCAUGCUCGAGUACUUCCGUGCCAUCGGCUUCCCUUGCCCUGAGCUCGAGAACCCCCUCAUGUACUACUUAUGUCUUUCGACGGUGGAUCGGCGAUCCAGGGAGAGGUUCAUAGAGUCGAAUACGCAGAUCAUAACCUUGGUGGAGAAAUUCAAGACUGGUGGCGGCCCGUACCGUAAAUCAUCUUCCGGCUCGCACCACAACCACCUGCUUCACAGCCAUUCCCGGGAUUCAAUGGCGACGCUUCCCAUGCCCCUCCCCUCUAUGUCGCAGAAAAUGGCCGCCCCUAUCUACAGCCGUCCGUCCUCGCUUCAUGUGGGAUUCGUUCUCUAUCAACGACUGUUUGCCUCGACGUUUAACAUGAGUUCCUUUGCAUUAGGACACUUUUUCAUGAGACUUCUAGCGCUACCACUCUUGUUUUCUAUUCUUUGGUGCUUCUAUCACAAAUCACAGAAUUAUCAUUGGACAUUCAUGACGAAGAGUGGUCUUGUUUUCAACUGUAUUUUCAUCACCUAUUUGCUCUCUAUAUUGACGACAGCCAGCACGUUUACUGUCUUUCGGACAAGGUACUACCAAGAGGCACAAGAAGGACUUUACAGUGGACCUUUGUUCCUUAUCAGUCAUAUGCUCUACUCCUUGCCACUUUCACUCAUAUCUCUUGCGGGAGCUACCUACAUCAUUUUUCCGGUUACGGGUUUACACGAGCCUGACUUGAUGUGUUUAUUUGGAGCAAUAUUGUGGGGAUGCUAUUUAUUUGCCGAGCAGCAAACUAUUGCUCUUUUGAUGGUUGUAAAGAGUUCGUUUGUGGCCACAGUGUCGAGUGCGUAUAUUAUGGUGAUCUGUCUCAUCAUAGGUUCUGGGAUACUCAGGUCUUACAGAGGUUUGUCGGAGUGGCUUCUGUAUCUCAGCUACGGAACUCAAGUGCGCUACGCGAGUCCGUACUUAAACCGACAAAUAUUCGGUGACGGGCACUUGAGUAUCCUGAACCCGAUCGGAAAUUGCUCAACCUCUGAGAGUUUCAACGAGAAAUUCGUGUGCCAUUUUCAAGACGGAGACUCGUAUCUGGCCGAGAGGUUCAGCCACGAGAGCGGAAUCGUGUCCAAGUCGGAUUUCCUCGAUCUCGAGAUGAACCUCAUCAUAACCUACAUCUUCCCCCUGACAUUGGCUGUGCUCAAUUGUUUGCUGUACUUGAUUCCACUUCCGGCGUUUGUUAAGGCUAAAUUCCGCGAAUAAUCAUGAACUUAAAGUCAUAACCUGGGUGGCAUGAAACGUAAGAAAGAAAUGAAAGAUUGGAAAUUUCAUGAGGCUGUGAAAUAUUUCAAAUUUUUCAGGGGUUAGAGUAUGCAACCCGCACUCAAACAAACAAAAAUAGAAGAAAGUCACAAUUUUUACAUUUUCCGAAACAUGAAAAGGAACCGUUAUUUUUCAAUACUUUUCAUAAAUUUCUGAAAUUUCAAGAGUUUAUUUUUCAUGAAAUUUUGCUACACUGGAACGGCUAAAAGCCGGCUCUAUACUGCGGGGCACUGGGGGUGGCAAAAUUUCAUGAGCUUAAAUUGCAAAACUGUACGUGAAAUAUUUCCGAAAAAAUUCCGAGGUUUCAGAAGUAAACACAAGAGAAAAAAUGGUAGACUGAAUGAUAGAAGAAAAAAAAUUGUGUACUUUCUUCGGAAAAUACUCGAAAGAGGAAUUUACCCUCUCACGAUUUGAUGUUUAUGGACGUGGUUUGCGUACCCUGAAAUGAAAUGUUUUAGAAAUAACUAUUUAAAGUCCUAAGUUUCACGAAAUAUUCCGCGGAAGUGUCCAAUCUUUCAUCCGUCUCUCUCGUCAUGUGCCAUCCUGGCUGCACUCUCUUUUUCUUUUCUAAGGGAUAGUCAGGCCAGAUUGACUUACAAUUAUUGAAGUACUUUGCAUAGCAAUGUGACUUCAGUUUGAUUUUCGGCGGGCACUUUGGCUUUAUACUAGUCAUGUUGAAAAAAGUCUCAUAUUUUUUUAAGUCGGAUUGAUAUUAGACUAGCUUACCAUCGAUUUUCAUCUCAUGGAACUGUCUAUUGUCAGUCUGACUCAUUUUUAUCAGGGUUACUCCUUCAAAGAGAAUGGGGAAAGGAGAGGAAGAAACACAAUAGGACAGCCAAAUAAGCUGAAAGUUGGUUGGUAAAAUCCUCUCGCAAAAGAGUAGCAUCACAUUUUGAACGGCUAAACAUGGAGAGUAGGAGGAGGAAAAAUAAACAAAUGGUUAUAGAGAAACCAACCGACUCUUCCAGCUUCUUCCUUUCCCUUGACUCCACUUUCAAAAACGAAUGUUAUACUUGCGCGCCGUCCUCUAUAUAUACAUACUUAUUUAUUUUUUUACAGUUAUUUUGUUAAUUUUAGUGAAAUGAUCAAAUAAAUAUUUUAUUUCUAAAGAUCCA